AGUGCAGGAGACGACGGCCAGGGGGCUGACACGGAGGAGAUCGGCGUGGAAGGACAACAUCCGAGGUACGUGCUGCAGGAUACGUGCGGGACUAGUUAGCAGCCAGCUCGCAUUGACUGAAUUUUCCAAACACAUUCCUCUUUGUAAGGAGUUGUGGAUGAGCGGGAUUGUCGCAGAUGAUAGCAGCUACCUUGUAACACACUAUACGAGCGUGUGGUCGUACCUGUGGCCUCACAUCUCGCAUUCUUUGGAAGUCGGGAGCGUGAACUUGGAUUGGAGAGCGAGAUGUUCUCUGUUUAUGCUCCGGAGCGUGAGGUCUGUCUCUCAACCGCUGAAGCACUUCGGAAGAUGGGCGGAGAAGGCAAUUAACCUUUGUGCAGCCAAUGGAGGAAUUCUCAGGACCUUGUAUGCUCUUUCGAUAGAUCCACAAGCGCUUGUUGAUUUUGCCGAGGACUCGGAGAGCUACCUGACUUUCAACGGCCACAUGGAACCAAGAACCAGCCUCCUCCAAGCCCCUUCGUCUCAGCGUCUGUGUCUUUCAUGUCCAGACUCCAAAGCGGUAGCAGAUGUUUGUGCUAUGGCGUCUAAAGUUGCGUAUGAGAGCCCGAAGUUCAUCGAAUUUGUCGUGAAUCAGAAUUGGAAGAUGCAUCUACUAGGAACUUACAACUGUUGGAACGAGUUUCAGAAAAAAAGCUCGACUCAAGCUUUCAUCUUCGCCGACCGGGAAACUGAUGCAGAAGCCAUCGUUCUUGCCUUCCGGGGAACGGAAGCCUUCAAUGCAUACGACUGGUGCACAGACUUGGAUUUCUCCUGGUACGAGCUGCCGCAGCUCGGCCGUGUCCAUCUCGGAUUCCUUGAAGCACUGGGCCUGGGCGACAGGAACAGGAUGCAAAGCUUCCAGAGGUUGAAGCAGAACAUCUACGAGAACUCGAGGACUCCGUUGCCACAGACUCCGACGUCUGGACUGCCGGACUUUGUCCUCAGCGACGAGACGAAGCUGCUUGCGUACGACCACAUCAGCGCGGAGCUCAUCACUAUCCUACGGAACCACAGAAACGCAAAGCUCUACAUCACCGGUCACAGCCUCGGCGGCGCUCUAGCGACUCUCUUCACCGCCAUGCUCUUCUACAACCGGGAAGAGCAUCGCAUCUUUUACAACACCGAGGACGAUGUUGCCAGGAGGCUCGCGGCGCUCUACACGUUUGGCCAGCCCCGUGUUGGAGACGAGAGCUUCGCGUCCUUCAUGGACGCCAGCUUAAACAAGCCAACCAUGAGGUACUUUAGAGUUGUCUACAAUAACGACGUGGUAGCUCGAGUCCCCUUCGACAACUCUUUGUUUGGCUUCAAGCAUUUCGGGCAUUGCUGCUACUUCACUUACAACUACACCCUCCAGAUCCUUCCGGACGAGCCAUUUCCCAAUUUCCUCUCCCCGGUUUACAUGGUGCUGUCCCGGCUUUACGCGCUGUUCGAGCUCGUCCAGAGCUUCUUCAUGAGCUAUAGAUAUGGCGGGGAGUUUAGCGAGACGAGGUUGUCCACUGUGGCAAGGAUUGCAGGCUUGCUCGUGCCUGGGAUCGCCGGCCACAGCUUGGUGAAUUACAUCAACUGCGUCCGGCUGGGUCCCGACCAUCUCGAUCCGGCGUGCCUGCAAAACUCUGAGUGGGAUAAAUCGCAGUAAGCAUCGGAACUAUUUCGUAUUUUUUAACAUAGAAAGGGACGUCAGGAUUCAAAUCUGCGAGGGCCAGCCCACAGCCCAGUAACCUCUUGGCACGUCCACCUUAGUUGCUGGUGUUAACUAAUGUAUCGUAAAAUUAAGAACAAAUAGAAAAUAAAUAAAAUGGUCUAGGUGCACAACUAAGUACGGUUAAUGCUAUAUAUUAACUAGUACUUGCCCAGCAGAAAGCUAGUGGGUUGGCAAAGUGAAGUUUUCAAAAAACUUUAAAUCUGAGCCAAAAGAUAAAGACAUUGGCCAA
This is a messenger RNA of Selaginella moellendorffii, 1970 nucleotides long. RefSeq lists its product as uncharacterized. Gene Ontology annotation, molecular function: triacylglycerol lipase activity. Bases 158 to 1675 code for a protein of 505 amino acids. The record is from RefSeq and is a predicted model, not a curated record. The transcript is spliced from 7 exons. Gene Ontology annotation, biological process: lipid metabolic process. Lineage: Eukaryota; Viridiplantae; Streptophyta; Lycopodiopsida; Selaginellales; Selaginellaceae.